AUGACAGAAAAUAGAGCGGAAUUUGAUUUUAAGAUAUUCACUGGUGUGACGUUGUUUGAUGAUAUUCCAGAUUCUGACUUUGAUAAUGUAAAUGCAAAGCGAAGUAGUGUUGACAGUGCAAAUGAAGCCGGUGAUUCAGUGGACGAGAGCAAUUUGUCUGCCUCUGACAAAGCAAAGAACUGGUUUCACGAGCAUUAUAUGUCGUUGUUGAGCUACCAUCAGCAACGUGCUACACGUGUCACAGAGUUCUACGUGGAGCUCAACGACACCACCGCCUCACCAAUGUCAAGAGAGGAAAAGAAGACAAUGGAGAUCGAGUUCUACCAGAAGGAAACGACCUAUCUCAGAAUGAAGCGUAAAACCAAACAAGAGGAAUUCGAACCACUCUUUAAAUUCACACAACCAAAUGGAGCUAUAAUAAUGCCCGUUACUCCUGCUCCCAAUAAGAAACAACAACAUCAACAACAACAACAACAACAACAAGAAUCAACAGCGACAAGUAAAUCACCUUUAUCAGCUUCAUAUCCAACUACACCGAAUCACAACACUGGAAGCACUGGCAAUCUAAGGUCACUCUUAAUUGGGAACAAUCGGUCACCUUUCAAUUCCAAUGAGAAUCUCACUGGAACCGUUCGUUUCGAUACAAAGAAUGUCAGAUUUGCAGAUACAGAUUGUAUUCCAACAUCGCCACCUUCCAACGAUGAAUUCGAUCGCUCACAGGUUCGUCGAACCAAGAAUCUGAUAAAGAACGAAGAGUUACUCAUGGCAACACCAAAGAUGGCGAAUCUUCGUGUGAUUCAAGAUGCUAAGCUACUGCUGAGAGAGUUGGAGAAUGAAGUCAAAGGUAACUUGGAGUGUUCACUUAUCAACAGUUUAAUCAAGUUCCUCGAGAGAGAUACUACCUCUGAUUCACAAGCACAACUUCAACAAGUAGCUGCACUCACAUUAAACGAAUCAUUCGAGUCGAAUACAGAUCAAGAAGUAGCUGAUCCUAAAUCUGCACUUUACAUGAGAAUAGAGAACGAUAGUAAUACGAUCGAUGAGUUGGGUAGUCAGGUGGAAGCACUAAAGAAGAUGAUCACCAAUUUGGAGUUUGACUUGGGAGAAGCAAAGAUGUUGAAUUCAAAGUUGGAGGAGGAUAUCGAUUUGCUAAAGACUCCGCAACCACAUCAUAUGUCGAUGGCCGACGAGCUUAGAAGUGCAUUCCAACAGGACGAUACUUCAAAGGAGAAGCUAAGAGAUGAAUACGACUCUCAGAUACUACAGUUGAAUCAAGAGAAUCUUCAAUAUGCUCUGGAGAUUGAAUCGCUGCGUCAACAGCUACUCAACCAAGAGGAAUCGGCAAAGAAGUUGCGCGCUCAGUUGGAGUUGGAGUUGGCCAGACAGACUGCAGAGUUGAACAAAACAAUAGAGUUAAAGAGCAACGAGAUCGAUGAACUUGUUAGACAGAAGGAGAUUGCUCUUGACGAGCAUAGUAGAUUGAUCAACGAGAAGCAACAGUCGAUUGAACAACUUACAGUCGAUGUACAAAGUAAGGUGGUUGAUAUCCAGAAACUAGAUGGUCAGGUCAAGGAAUUGGAGAAUUCGUUGAGCCAAACCAAUCAAAUUCUAAUCGAUAAGGAGAUGGCAAUCGAUAGAUUCAUCAAUGAAGUGGAGCAGAAGGAUAAGCAACUACAGGAGAGAGAUGAACAGCUACAUGAAUCAAUGUGUGAAAUUCGUAAUAGAGACGAACAGUUACAAGAUUUGUCGAAUAGAAUCAAUGAAAAGGAUUCACUGAUAAAGGAGAAUACUGUUAUUAUUGACAAGUUGAAUGAGAGUGUCAGCGAGAAUCAACUGGUUAUUGAACAACUCGGUCAAAAGAAUAAGCAAAAUGAAGAUUUAGUUAAGAGAUUAGAGUUGGAUAAUGAGGAGAAACAAUCGGCUUUGGAGAAGUUGGUUGUCGAUGUCAAGGAGAAAGACGUUCAAAUCAAUGGAUUGUCAGAGAGUGUCCAAGAGAAGGAUAGAUUAUCACAACGUCUUACUGAAGAGGUUGAGAAGAAGGCCGAACAUCUUCAGAAACUCAGUGCGGAGAACGAAGAGAAACAACUUUUGAUUGAAAAGAUAACCACUGAGAAUCAAGUGAAGCAAGAUAGUAUCGUUCAGUUGACAGAGGAGAAUGCCAAUGGUGUGAAGGAAAUCAAACGAUUGGAACAAGAGUUGGACAGUCUCAAGUUGGAGUUAUCGAAUGGCGCAUCGGCAAACGACGCAGACAAGACACUGAUUCAGCAGUUACGCAAAGAAAAAGCACAGCUAUUAGGUGAGCAUAUUAUAUCAAUCAAUGCAUUAAACUCAAAACUUACACACUUAUACAAACGUGAUAAAGAAUCACUGGAGUCACAGAAAUCUGCAGACACUCUUAGAAUCACACAGUUGGAUCAACAAUUGGCACAACUUCAGGAGCAACACCAGCAAUUCACUGAGAAGAUCAACAAUAGUUUGCAACUAAACAAGACAUCGCUUGUUAGCUAUGAUGAAUAUACCAAUCAACAGAUGAAUAGGAUUCAACAAUCGCUGGAUAUCAACGUCAACUCACGACUCAACACUCUUGAACAAUCGGUGAAAGAAACGACUGAACACAAUCAACAUCUCCACACUCAGAUACAACAACUUACCAAGGUCAACAGUGAGCAAUCGGAAAUGAUUGCAACCACUCUAGAAAAGGUGAAUGGUUUGCAGCAAACAAACAAUGAACUUGUUGAGAAGAAUGUUCAUUUACAACGGAAAUCGGAUGAACUGUUUGUAGAUUUGGAGAGAGAGAAGGAGAAUGCUAGUUCAUUGUCAACGGAGAAUGCACAUCUCAAAGAACAGAUUGCCGAUCUCAUUAAAAAGCUCGAAGCAAAGUCACACAAACAUGGCUUGGCUGUCAAGGAGUUGUCACAACAAUUGUUUGACAUGACCGAGUUGGUGAAGAAGACCACCGAGAAAGAGGAGGUGGAAAUGAUUGCAUUGCCCGAUCCUCAGUUGGUAAAAGACUACAGUAUCGUCGAGGAAUCACCGUUGAUCAGAUUCAUCAAUGAGAAACUACCGAUGACCGAUGAAAUCAAGCAUGUAUUCCCUGUGGAUAGCAGCAAGCAUGUGAAACUAGCUAUAUACGACGGUGUUUUGAUGUGUAAGCUAGUGAAUCUCGCUCGUGAAGGAACGAUUGACGAGCGUGUCAUGAAUAUGAAACCACAGAAUCGAAUUGAGGUCGAUCAGAACUUCAAUCUUGUGUGUAACUCAUCGCGUGCCAUCGGAUGUGUCAUUCAGAAUAUAACUCCACAGGCGGUGCAACAAGACCCGCACAUCACACUCUCACUCAUCUACCAACUCGUUCGUGUAUAUAUCAACUCAUCGAUUAACCUUAAUAACUAUCCGAAUCUCCUAGUAUUCAAAUCAUCCGAUGAAGACAUCAAGCAUUUCGCAGCACAAAGUUCAUCACAACUCUUACUUCGUUGGGCAUGCUAUCAUUUAGAGAUAAAGAAAUCAAAAGAAUCUGUUGAGCAACUUUUAUUAAAACCAUUAAAUUGUAUAAAAUUACUUUGUAAAUUGGAUAAAGAACUUGUUCCACCAUCAUCAUCAUCAUCAAAUGAAGAUGAAUCUGUUUUAUAUGAAUGGAUAUUAACAGAGACAUCAAAUAGAUUCAAGAUAUUCCCUUGGUUAACUUUAGAUACAAUGAAAUCUAAAAAUGAGAAACUUGCGUAUUUGUUUAUUGCAAGUUUGUUCCUCUCUGAGAAGGGUAUUGGAAUAACAAUAGAGGAGAAUGAAACUAAAGAAGUUACUCUACUGGUAAAAGAAGUAUCGGAUUUAGUAGAUGUAGAAGGUACUCGUGAGGAAAGAGCAUUCUGUAUGUGGAUCAACUCUUUGAAUUUGAGUCCCUAUGUAAAUAACUUACAACAAGAUCUUCAAGAUGGUUUAAUUAUAUUACAAAUGUUUGACAAGAUAAAACCUGGUAGUGUAAAUUGGAAGAAUGUUAAUCAACAUCCAUCAAACAACUAUAUGGAGAUGGAGAAUUGUAAUCUUGGUAUUGACCUUGCAAGGAAAUUGAAAUUCUCUUUGGUAGGAGUCGGUGGAAGAGAUAUCCACGAAGGCAACCGUAAGCUUACGCUUGCUCUGAUCUGGCAAGCAUGUAAAUAUCAUUUACUCUCGAUUCUCGCAAGUCUGAGACCGGUCUCCAGUAGCGGUGGUAACCUGUCAUCGUCUAGCAAGGAUGUAGGUGAAUCGGACAUCAUUCGUUGGGCCAACCAAAAGGUUACUACGAUCGGCAAGUCAACGGGUAUCCACGGAUUCAAAGAUGGCUCGGUUGGCAACGGACUGUUCCUGAUAGACUUGCUCGAGUCUAUGUCGAGAGGCUGUAUUAACUACUCGAUUGUAACACCGGGAGACACCGAUGAGAACAAGAAACUCAAUGCUCAAUACAUCAUCAAUGUCGCCAGAAAGUUGGAUUGCUGUAUAUUUUUAGUGUGGGAGGACAUUGUUGAAGUUAAGCCAAAGAUGAUCUUGACACUCGUUGCUCAAUUAUAUAUAAAGAGUGUAAUAGAUGUAUAG
Molecule: messenger RNA, 4563 nt
Organism: Heterostelium album PN500
Lineage: Eukaryota; Evosea; Eumycetozoa; Acytosteliales; Acytosteliaceae
Gene: fimC
Product: centrosomal protein 248 kDa
Exons: 6
Coding region: 1-4563 (1520 amino acids)
Biological process (GO): actin filament network formation; actin filament bundle assembly
Cellular component (GO): actin filament; actin filament bundle; cytoplasm
Molecular function (GO): actin filament binding
Source: RefSeq, a predicted model, not a curated record